AAAGACCAAAAAUUCAAUAUUGAAUUGUUUGUAAUCAUGUAAAUAAAAAUCAUUAGAAACAUUUACUAUACAAAAGCAAACAUUUAGGAAGAGUCAGAAAUUGCGAUCCUGGAGAUUAUCCCAUAGAUAUUCAGCAAGCUUUGGAAAGAUCUAUAGAGUUUUAUGAAUGCUGCUAAUGGCUAGAGAGUUUAAUGACAAGGCUGCAUUUAGUAACCAUGGUAAUGCUCAUGUUUUUCAUUAAGAAUUUGAAAUAGCUGUACAAUAUUACUAGUGAGAAAAUUUCAAACAUAAAUUUUUUUCAGAGUUUUUUAGGAUCUGCUGCAUAUUUUAAUGGAACACUAUUUAACAUUAAAGUAUGCAAGAAUCAGCUAAUUGAGUGGAUGAUUUUAGAUAAUGUGGAUGUUGUCAGCAUAUUUCUUGUAAAUCUGAAUGGAUUAUUAAGAUGUAACAAUGAGGAAACCUAAAUGUUUCAACAAUUAUUAACUCAUUGUUCUAGGUGCCAGAAGAUUAAACCAGGGUUUUACUAAGAAAAUACUAGAGAAGAUAUUAAGAAUGAAUUCAUUUCAACAAUGGAACAGUUGUUUGACAUAGGCAAAGAUAACUUAGAGUAACUGAUGAGAAGUGACAAAUUAACACCAAGAACACCAGCUGCUAUUGAAGAAGACCUAAAUUUCUAUCUAGACCAGCAAAUAGAUAGGAAGUGGUUUAUUUCUAAGCCAGAUGAAGGGCUAGCUACCAUUAUUGCGAAACCCAUAGAAAGGUAUAAGAGACAAGAACAAUUGAGAAUGAAGUACCUAGAGGAAAAACAAGCUGAAGAAAGAUGUAAAUCAGCUCCCCCACCAUUUGAUGAAAAUGAUGAAGACUUGACGCCAACUAAGAAAAGAUACAUAUCUGGUCCAGGCAGUUUGGAUAUGGAUAUGUUUGAUCCAACUUUGACAGAUCAAGAAGACUCAUUCGAAGGUAGUGAUGAUGACUUUGAAUAUGGUGCUGCUCAAGUUAAAACCCCAAAAGUCUUACCUAAAGGCUCAAUGCAAGUAAAUAAAAAGAUCACAAGAGAAGAACUGAUGGCAGUAACUACACCUAUUUGUGCUAGAGGGUUAAUCAGCAUUGAAAUACAAACCUGGCUGUUAUCAUCUGUUGUUAAUUACCUGGGAGGAGAUGUUAAUCAGAUGGGCAUUUCUAAAUCCAGUAUUUCAAGAGAAAGAACAAAAGUAAUUGAAAAUCAAGGUUAUUUCAAUCAGAGAAAAUUAAAGAGAGAUAAUGGCUGGAAAACACCUUGUUCUCCACUGUGAUGGCAAGCUGUUAAAAUAUUUAGAUGAAAAUACCUUGCAAUCUGUUGUAAGAGAUGCUGUCAGUGUUACCAGCCCUGAUUUUGAAAAUAAAAAUCUUUUACUUGGUGUUUUACCUGCAGAGUCUGACAAAGCUGUUGAUUAAACAGAAAUUAUUCACAACUUACUUGAGUCCUUUGAAAUAUGCAAUGAAAUUUUCGCAAUUGUUGCAGAUACUACAAAUGUUAAUACAGGAGCUCAUGCAGGAAUUCUAACCAGAUUGUGCUAUAUUUUGGGAAAACCUGUUCUCUGGCUGUUAUGCAGACAUCACAUGUUUGAAAUAGCAAUACAAGGGCAAUUGUAAUUGUCCUUGGAGUUACUGCUGGAGUUGCUGCUACGAUGCACCACAUCGACAGUUCUAUAAAGAUUUCAAGAAGUACUGGAAUAUAUCACGCUAUAGUUCAAAAAGUUGACCUAUCUGAGUUUAAGAAAUUUAAUGAGAAGAAGCUGGAAGUUGGAUCUGAACUUCAUAAGCUUUACCUGGAUACUCAGGAAUAUCUGAAGUUUGCUCUUAAUUACGAAGUGUUUCCAAGCGAUGAUUACAAUCAUCUAAUAAAGUAUGCUGCAUUUUAUUUAAAUGUCUCAUCACCAAAGCUGAAUGAUUUUAAAAUUCAUCAACCAGGAGUCAAUCACAAUGCUCAUUUCAUGGCUGACAGUCUUUACAAUUUAGCAUUUGUUAUGGCAUCAGGUAUAAUAGAUUUUCUGCCUAAAGAUCUGUUACCCCACCUGGAAAAGUGAGCUUUUAUAUGUGCAGUUUUUAAUGCUUCAUGGUAUUUACAUUCAUACAAAGCAGAAUAUGCUGUUAAGAAUGAUUACCUGUCAUUCAAGUCAGCUUAUGUUAUACAACAAGAGUUUGAUGUCAGAAUUGGAAAUGCAUUUCUGAAAUUUUUUCAACAAUACUCUUGGUACCUUGCCCCAAAGGUUGCUGUGUUAAUACUUGCAGAUCCAAAUUUUGAAGAGAAGCUUGCAGUUCUGGACAAGCUGUUGACCUUUGAGGUACCAGAUAUCAACACUACUCUCAAUGGUAAACCUGAUGCUGUUCUAGUUUUACCUACCUCUGAAAUAACAGAGUUGAUUACAGAGGAAAGUUGGACUGUUCAUUGUUCUAGGCAUACAGGAUGAAAGUCCUACCUGGAAAACAGAUUUAGCUGCUGGAAAGCUAGAAGAAAAUGAUUCAUAUGUAUCAUUUUGUGAGUUUGUUAAAUCUCUAAAUGUUACAAAUGACCCAGCAGAGCGGAAUAUCAAUAUAAUCCAAAGAUAUAUAAGUAGUAGUAUAAAGGAGGACAAAAGACAAGUUAUUCUGCUUGUUGUGCGAGAGCACAGGGCAUUAAUAUCAAAAGGAGCAAAACAAUUAAAACUGGCCAUAUUGUAAAAAACUAUUUAUUUCAGAAAAAAACAAUGGUUUCUCGUAUUUGUGUAAAAACCUAAAAUCAUCUUCCAGCACUAAAUAUGGUCCUAGAGAGGCAGCUUCAUUUGAAGGUAGAUAGUGGUUGUUGAAGCAGUAUGAGUUUGAUGACACUAUCCAACUUUUAUGUGAUAUGCUUCAGUCAUCGAAUUUGAUUUGACACAUAAUGCAUCUUUUGCCAUAGCAAGACUGCCUACCCUAACCAAACCCUCAGUUGAUGCAGCCGCACUCUGUUGCAAGUCACGCAAUAAGAUAGUUGAUGUAGCAGCACUUCCUUGUAACAACAGGCUAUAAGAUAGUCAAUGUAGCAACACUCCGCGCUUGUUUUACAGUAAAAAUAAAAAAUAAAAACAAAAAACAUUCAGAAUGUUUUUAAAAACAUGUUUUAUGAAUAUUAGAACAUCAAAGUAUG
Molecule: messenger RNA, 3145 nt
Organism: Hydra vulgaris (swiftwater hydra)
Lineage: Eukaryota; Metazoa; Cnidaria; Hydrozoa; Anthoathecata; Hydridae
Source: RefSeq, a predicted model, not a curated record